GGAAGAGUUAGCCGAGGUGCGGCUAGCCAACUCGGCUAACUAGUCGUGCCCAACAAGCACCCGUGGCUGUGCGGGGAUGAUUUGUGCGGGUUAGACGUGGGUCUGCCUGUGUGUGAGUGCGGGACGUGUGUGUGUAUUUGUGUUCAUCCCGCGGAGCUAAAGGUGCCCACGUUCUGCUGCAGAGGAGAGAGCACCAGGAUGAGGAGAGAGUAGGCCCCCCGCCGUAGCAUGGCCGCGUCCCGUUCCUCGCGUGUCACAAGGUCAUCAGUCGGGCUCAAUGGAUUGGACGAGAACUUUUGUGGCCGAACCCUCAGGAACCGCAGCAUCGCCCAGCCAGAGGAGACCUCGGUGUCUCCUCUACCCAGGGCCCGCUCGCCCAAGAAGAGGCAGGACGGCAAGCAGGAGUCGAGACAGGAGUCGAGACAGGAAUCUAGACAGGAGUCGAAACAGGAGUCGAGACAGGAAUCUAAACAGGAGUCGAGACAGGAAACUAGACAGGAGUCGAAGCAGGAAACUAGACAGGAGUCGAAGCAGGAGUCGAAGCAGGACACCAAACAGGAGAGCAGGCAGGAGUCAAAGCAGGAGGCUAAACAUGAUUCCAAGCAGAACACUCGGCACGAUGGCCAGCCUCAGGCCUCGUUGCAGGCAAAGGAAACUGACUCAAAUGCUUCCCCAGCCGAGGUGGAGCAGUGGCCCGGCUCCAGGAAGCGGGGCGUGUCCUGUUUAGAAAAAGACAUUAGUCCCGAGAAGCCCGAGAACUGUGACCGAGGCAAAGCGGCGAGAGAUCCCUCUCCUCAAAUCAAAAGGGCCAAGCGGUGCUCCCGCUCCGGAGAGUCUCAGGGACCCGAGGAGCAACCCGAGCCUCUGAGGCCUGAAAGUCCAGUAUCUGUACCGGAGCCCGGCAGGUGUGAGGAGUUUCCCAGCCAGAACUCUGCUCACUCGGCUCCGGCCUCACCGCUCCUCAGCACAGAGGCCGGCGAGCUGAUGGCGGUGAAGGAGGAGGACGUUCACCUGGAGUGCGACGGGGUUUCCCAGCCCCUGAACACUCACAAAGCUUCUAAUGGACUCGCGGAGAGUCCGGCCAAGGAACCCGGCACGCUCACCGAAGAGACGAGUUCGAGUCCCGUCUCCGUCACCAGCUGCCCGUCGCUGCUCAACGGCAGCCAGGGGGGGGCGCCCUCGUCCCCGGACCCCGCCGUGCCUUGUAGAACCUCUGACCCCGGGCAGAUGGAGGUCUCCGGCUCACGGGACUCGCCAGCCUCCUCUGCGCCGCCACCCGAGGCGGCUCCAGAGGAUCCCAUCCCUGAGUUGAUGGUGGCCAAGCAGGAGGUGGAGGAGGUGGACGUGGUGGGGGGGGAGACUCUGUGUCUGUCCCACGAGGAGCAGGUGACGGAGAGCGACACCAACGGCCGGCCGCCGAGCCCGGUGCAGGAAGCUGCUGCUGCCUCCACCUCCUACACCACACCCAACACGAACAAUAGUCCAAUCAACAACGGCAACUCAGGAGAAACAACCCCCCCACUAGCAACGACCCCCUCCCCCACAGAGCCGGGGUGCAACCCCUCGAUAUCCAGCAUGCCCCCCUCCUUCACGGAGCUCUAUGAACACAGAUACACGCUACGCACCUCACCCAGGAGAGCUGCUACCGGUGGCAAGGCCACCUCCUCCAAGCCCUGCUCGCCGCCCCGAGACAAUGGUCCCAUGAGGGAGGAGGGGGAGGUGGAGGUGGGGCUGGAGGAGGUGUGCCCGAUGGUGGAGGAGCCGGCCCCCUCGGACUCUGUCGGCCCCUUUAAGGAGGAGCCAAUGCCCGCGGGUCCCGGGGCCAGGGCAGGUGGCGAGCCCGGUGGUUCUCUGGAUCGGAAAGAGGCCGAGCGCAGCAAGGAACUCGCUCCGAGCCAGGCCGCCGAGGAGGAGGAGGAGGAAGAGGAGGAGCCAGACGUGUAUUAUUUUGAGUCUGACCACCUGGCUCUUAAACACAAUAAAGAUUACCAGAGGCUGCUGCAGACCAUCGGGGUCCUGGAGGCCCAGCGCACGCAGGCCAUCCUGGACCUGGAGACGCUGGCGCGGCACCAGAGAGAAGCACUCGGAGAUCCCAUCAGCUUCGUGGAGCAGCUGCAGAAACAGGUGAACUUGGGCCUGCCGUGUCCUCAGCGGGUCGUCCAGCUCCCCGACAUCGCGUGGGAACAGUACACCUCAGGACUCGGCGACUUUGAGAGGGAGUUCUGCGACAAGAAGCGCAAAACCCGGCGGCUACAGCUGAUCUUCGACAAAGGUUUGCCUCUUCGACCAAAGAGUCCGGUAGAGCCCAAGAAGGAGGGCGAGUCCUCCACCAUGUACUCGUCCCUGCCCACCAGCGACGCCCUGGAGAACGAAAGGCAAGCGCAGAUGAUCAGGGGGAGGAUGUGUCAGCCAAACAAGUCCGACACAUUUAACCAGCUGUGGACGGUGGAGGAGCAGAAAAAGCUGGAGCAGCUUCUUGUGAAGUUUCCUCCUGAGGAGGUGGAGUCCAGGAGGUGGCAGAAGGUCGCUGACGAGCUGGGGAACCGAACAGCAAAACAGGUUGCCAGCAGAGUUCAGAAGUACUUCAUCAAACUGACUAAAGCUGGUAUCCCUGUGCCUGGAAGAACACCCAACCUGUGCAUGUACACUAAGAAGGCGUCCAGUAAGAGACAGCACCACCUGAACAAGCACCUGUACCGACCCUCCACCUUCCUCACCUCCUACGAGCCGCCGGUCUUCAUGGACGAGGAGGACGAGCGAGCGGCGUACUACGGCAGCGUGCAGGACCCGUCCGCCGACGACUCGGAUGACGAGAGUGUUCCUGUGGAGCUGAGAAAUCUGCCAGAGUACAAAGAGCUUUUGGAGCUGAAGCGACUGAAAAAGCAGAAGCUCCAGGAGUUCCAGGAGGAGAAGGUCGGGGUGCGACACCUCGGCUUCAAGUGUGACGUCUGUGGCAUGGAACCCAUCACGGGGGUGCGGUGGCACUGUCAGGAGUGUCCGUCUGACAACGCAGUGGAUUUCUGCUCCAGCUGCUCCGACUGCUUGUACAAGACGGAGACCCACAAGCCGAACCACCACCUGGAGCCGGUCUACCUGUCGGACACCUUCCUGGACCGGGACUACUGCCUGCCGCAGAGCACCGGCUACAACUACCUGGACCCCAACUACUUCCCAGCCAACAGAUGACAGGGUCCCAGGCGCCCGGAGCUCCAGGCUCUGACCUCAGAUCCUCAGAUCCUCAGAUCCCACCGGCCGCUCUGUGCUCGGCUCCAUCCUCCAAGUCCAAGAUCACCGCUCAACCCGCCGCCAGGCAGGAAGCUGCUGGUGGGGGGGGGGGCUGUUGGUCAACUGGCCUCCCUGACUCGAGCAAAAAGGGGGCGGCCAUGUUGGUUCCUCAGAAUACAGGAGGGGGGG
Messenger RNA from Limanda limanda (common dab), 3414 nucleotides. It is a transcript of the gene zzz3, whose product is annotated as zinc finger, ZZ-type containing 3. Gene Ontology annotation, molecular function: zinc ion binding. Bases 229 to 3186 code for a protein of 985 amino acids. The record is from RefSeq and is a predicted model, not a curated record. The transcript is spliced from 12 exons. Lineage: Eukaryota; Metazoa; Chordata; Actinopteri; Pleuronectiformes; Pleuronectidae.